Molecule: messenger RNA, 1197 nt
Organism: Melopsittacus undulatus (budgerigar)
Lineage: Eukaryota; Metazoa; Chordata; Aves; Psittaciformes; Psittaculidae
Gene: SHISAL2A
Product: shisa like 2A
Exons: 5
Coding region: 201-626 (141 amino acids)
Source: RefSeq, a predicted model, not a curated record
GGCAGGAAGCUCUCCGCUCCCUUCCUCACCUCAGGACGCGGGCGGCUCCUGCCUUGCGGGGACCCCUCAAGGGAUUGGGGCGGCGGUUCCCACCCUCCGCCAUCGCAGCCCCCUGCCCGCCCGAGCUCCGCCCGCUCGCCGCCCCACCUCCCGGCCGGGUGCCGCCGGAGCCGGGCAGCCCGGCGGGUGACCGCCGCACCAUGAGCGCCGAGUGCAGCAGCUACCUCAACGCCGACAAGGUGCUGGUGAGCGGGUUCAGCUGCCCGCGGACGGGCGGCGACGCCAGCGCCGUGUACUGCUGCGGCUUCCAGGACGUCAAGUACUGCUGCGAUGACCCCCACAGCUUCUUCCCCUAUGAGCACAGCUACAUGUGGUGGCUCAGAAAUCAGGGUCUUUGGCAUGGGCUGUGGAAUAGAGAACUGGGACACUGUAGGCGUCAAAUCGCCCAGGAGAGUGUUGGAGCACUCGUGGGCCUGUCGAUAGCAGCAGUGGUCCUCUUUGCUUUUAUCAUCACUGUGUGUGUUCUCUGUUAUUUGUUUAUCAGCACGAAGCCACGCAGCAAACUGGAUACUGGUUUAAGCUUACAGAUGGCAGACAGUGAGACCAGAGGGAGUUCAAUAUGUUAAAAAAAAACAGAGGCACUGGAUGGAUUCUAUCAAUGGUGUCAUGAAAAUAGAUAGAGAGCUGCAUUCUUCACAAGGCCCCCACCAAAACAAGCUGCUGACAAAGCCAAGUGGCUUGAAGAGAUUUCCUGAGCCACCAGGAUGGACUGUGACUGUAAGCCACAAGAGCCUGACUCAUUCUUCCAGAAGAGUUUCCUGGCUGUUACAACCACUGUUGAUAACCAGAGGCCAAUCUAAAGCUGUGCCAGGAUAUGUAUUUGUGUAUGAUUGCUGUACUGAGAAGUAGUAAACAUUGAUUUGCACAUGCCAGCUCCUGCUGCUAGUCAUUUUCAUGUAAAAUGUUGUCUUUACCCUGUGCCAUUCCAGCAAGGUAACACAGUUGUCAAGCAGAGCAGAAUCUGGCACACCAUGUUGACCAAGCUUUAUUUUAAGCUUUUCCUGUAUGCCAUCUUCAUGUGGUGUCUCCACAUCAUGAAUAUGAUUGUCUUUUAGCCAAGUGUAAUUGUUCGGUGCACCAACAGAUGUGAACAUAGUACCUCAAUAAAAUCUGGCAUUUGCGGUGUUGUAUCCUUAA